Molecule: messenger RNA, 2367 nt
Organism: Ilyonectria robusta
Lineage: Eukaryota; Fungi; Ascomycota; Sordariomycetes; Hypocreales; Nectriaceae
Product: CP2 transcription factor-domain-containing protein
Exons: 3
Coding region: 1-2367 (788 amino acids)
Biological process (GO): regulation of transcription by RNA polymerase II
Cellular component (GO): nucleus
Molecular function (GO): DNA-binding transcription activator activity, RNA polymerase II-specific; RNA polymerase II cis-regulatory region sequence-specific DNA binding
Source: RefSeq, a predicted model, not a curated record
AUGUUCCGACGGAGGGAAAGCUCGGCAAAACCCGGGGACGACCUGCUGGCCAACUUCCGACAGCAGUUCCCCGAGGUAGCAGCUGUGAGCACCUCAACCACGGCCCCCGCGAUAUCUCAAACUACUGCGGCCGAGAAUCCCUUAGUCCAGGCGCCACCGCAACCUGAGAGGGCCCAGGGCAUUGCGCAAGAUGUCUUCCGUGACCAAGACCCGACUCCUCGGGUCACGAAUGGGCAGUGGAGGUUUACACCCUUUGCCAACUUCGCCAAUGCGCCUCCUGGCUAUUACACGCCCACCCCAGGCGGUGCCUACACUUUGUCCCACCCUCAGGCUGGCGACCUCCAUACCCCCACGUUUGGCCUGGGAAUGGGAUUUGGAACUUCGUUGUCGAUGCCAACUUCGGGAGAUGGGAUGCAACCCGGCCCAGGAACUGGAGUCAUGGACAUGACCGGAUUCCAGACAUUGCAACCUCGUCAGUUCCACCACUUCACUCCAUUCAUCCAAGCGCCCCCUCCUCAGCCGGCUUUUGCACCAUCUACUUUUGUUCAUCAAGACCCCGCUCAUGAGACCAUGGACCAAGACAUCUCUCAGAUGGAGACGGAAGCUCUAGAAGAGCCCAUGACAUCGAUCGAUUCCGCCGUUCAGAAUCCACUGCCGGCGGUUGGACUCCCAACACGCCAGUUUCCUAGCACCCAAAUACCUCACCCACUACCUGCAUCUGCAGAAAAGUUCCGAUUUCAUGCAACUCUCGAUGCCCCAACUGCCAUAAUCAAGCAUGCCAAUGAAAUCCCCAUCACCUAUCUCAACAAGGGACAAGCCUACACAUUGUCUAUCACCGAUACUAAUACAACGUUGCCUAUAGUUCCUGGCACCAAGUACCGUACCUUUGUACGGAUUUCGUUUGAGGACGCCGAGCAGAGACAACGGCCAGGUAUCUAUUGGGGCCUCUGGAAGGAAGGCAGAGGGGCCAACGAAGCGCAUCAAAGAGGCAGGAAGCUCCAGGCAGUCGAGUAUGUUGAGGCCGGACAACCCGCCGAAGGAGACGACGAGAAAACUCUUGUAGAGCUCGAGUCAUCUUCAUUUGACGGCUUCUCUAUCACAUGGAUGCCCAGGACUAAUGGAGCCGCCGAAUUCAGCAUCGCAGUGCGGUUCAACUUUCUAUCCACCGACUUCAGUUAUUGCAAAGGCGUCAAGGGCAUUCCUGUGAGAUUUUGCGCUAAAACUAACCCAGUCCGGUUCGAUCCCUUUCUACCUGUUGCUGAUGUCAAUCCUGAGAUAUGCUUCUGCAUGGUCAAGCUCUUCCAAGACCAUGGAGCCGAACGGAAGCUCACCAACGAUGUUUCCCAUGUUAAGAAAUCCAUCGAUAAGCUCAAACAACAGAUUGCGCAAGCUGAGAGCGGGAUGAAAGACUUCGGCAAGCGGAAGCGUUCAAGCGCCUCCUCAAAGACAGCAGAUAUGCAGCGACCUGGAAAAGUCACAAAGCACAAGUGGACAUGGUCAAUGUCCUCAACUAGCUCCGCUGACAGUGGUGGAGGGCGCAUGUCUUCGGAGGAAGACCUUCACUUCAAGCUUCAGACUCUUCAAGACAUGUUCACAAGCACCCGGCCUGUCAGUGUUCUAUUCCUUCAUGGCGACGAGCUAGAUGAUCCCGAUCUAUAUCCUGUCUCACUUCCCAGAGAUGCCUCACCACUUGCCAAUACCGAAGGACGAGAUGGUCUGAACUGGCAGGCCAGGAGCGGUCACAGCUCAAUAACGGGUUCCAUGAUUUCUCCAUCGCCGAUUUCGCUAUCUCUAGCGUCACAAACCUCUGCCCUUAGUCCUAGCAGUCAAUGGCAGAACUUUGACUUCGUCGCCACAGGUGAUAUGUCGCGCAAAGGCUCGGAUCAGCCAAUGAAAGUCGACAGGGCGGACAAUGACGGGAAUCUCAGUGGGUGGAUUGAGACUCUUGGUGUAGACCUUUCAUAUCGACCCCUCCCAGAGCAAGGUCCCACGCCUGUGGCCUGCUUUUACGUUGUCCGCCGUAGCCAGCAAGAACCCGACCAGAAAGAGUACCAUAGGGCAAUCUAUUUGAUGCAGCGAACGCUGAAGGAGUUGACCCAUCGGAUCGCAGCUAAGUGGGAUAUUGACACAUCUCAGGUCACCCGUACGAUCCAUAUAACUCAGAACGGGUUGGAGGUGGAAAUGGACGACGAUGUUGUUCGAGAACUAAAGGAAGGCCAAGACAUGGUCCUGGAGAUUGAGGAAACCGAGCAGUCUUCAGGGGUGAAAAGAGAGUGGGAGAUGGCCGUCGACUUAGUUGAUGGCUCUCCCGAUACGGAAGGCUCUGACAAGGUAGCGGGCGGAUUUGUCCUGCGUCUCACUUUCUAA